Aplysia californica (California sea hare) is the source of this 1984-nucleotide messenger RNA. RefSeq lists its product as uncharacterized. The record is from RefSeq and is a predicted model, not a curated record. The transcript is spliced from 4 exons. Bases 1 to 1416 code for a protein of 471 amino acids. NCBI's taxonomy places the organism in Eukaryota, Metazoa, Mollusca, Gastropoda, Aplysiida, Aplysiidae.
AUGGCCCCAGCUGUUGUGUUUUAUCUGAGUUUGCAUAAUCUUCACGAGGUGGAUUCAUCUAAAAACAUGGACAAGCAUACUGUUGUUUCUGCAUUCCUGUCUUUCCCCUUCCUGUAUAUCCCGCCAACGCCUUUGUUCCGUCAGGUGUACCUAGCGCAACAUAGACACAGACUCGAGCAGUUGGGUGAUCGCCCUUACCUACACCACUGCUACCCCGAGAUCCCACCCCAUAGACCGGGUACCUGGCAUGUCUACAGCUGGCGUGACAUUGACACAGUUGUGGAGCGACUGUACAAAGUGCCACAGAGAUGGAUCACACAUGCCCCUAGACGGAGGGCCACAUCAGCCGGACCUUCUGGUAUAAGACCGAUGAGGUCAUCGUCAAACUCGGACGUGGCAACAGUGACAAAACGUAGCCAAAGCGCUACAGUGACAAACCGUAGCCAAAGCGCUACAGCUUAUACAAAACUCCUACCAAAGAGCACGGCGCCAACCGUUUCUGCUUCAAAACAUCGAGCGACGUAUAAGCAUUCCACAGAGAUUGUAAGUUCCACGAACGUACGUUCACAGAACAGGUCUUUUCAAAAGAAUUCAUUACACAAAAAUGAGAGCACUCUGCAAAAGCCGGCAACGACAGUUUCAAAUAAACGCGCGCACUCUUUACAUCCAUUUGAUUUUAAAAGCAGAAAGACAACAACUGUCAACGGCUCUCUGUUAGGUUUGUUGGAUGAAACGGAAUCUAGCCAGGGAACUCAUCCUAGAUCUGGGUGUUUUUCAGCAGACGUCAGCAAAGAAUCCAAACCUCAUCAGAACACUUACACUACAAGGAAGAACAACAAAGAAACCAACCCUCCAAAGACAAUUACAUCACGAAGCAACACGGAACUGAGAUCAAAACCCCAGCAGAACAAUACGACAACGAGCAGCAAGGGACAUAACUUUGAGAAGAUAGGAAGAGGUACAUCUACCGGAUCUGGACAGGGAUAUGUUUCCCACAAUUCUGACCAGAAUCGGCAACGGUCACGAAGUGCGGUUAUGAAAUCUAGCAAAGUGGAUUUUGUGAAUUCUGGAAACGUCUCUACUAUAUCUGAGAAAACGAAUCCGCCACAACCUCGAAAUGCUGCUUCUGCUGCUCUGUUGUUUGGUAGAAAGAAUAACCACAACCAGGAACAGCGAAUAAGGAGAAAUUCGGACUCGGAGAUUGGAUCAAAAUCCUCUCCUCACGUCGUCUCGUCGAUCAGAGAGCCUCGGUGGGAGUUCGAGGGAGGAGACUCAGACUCUGUCGUGUCGUCUGUCUUGCAGUUACUGCAGACCGUAUCCUCCACCAAUGGUCGUAUAAGAUCUUCCUCAGCGCUGUUGAACUAUCGUGAACGACUGCUUCAACAACGGCAGCAGCAGCAACUGAAGGAAGAAUAAUGUUAAUAAUCAUUCUUCAUCAUUAUCGCCACCAUCCUCAUCAUUGUAGAUUGCACAAAAAGAAAGAUUUUUAACAGAAGGAGAUUUAUAAGGUUUUCAAAAAAACAAAUUAUACGUCCAUCAUCAUCAUCAUCAUCGUCAUCAUCCUCAUCAGACACUGAUGAGACAAUUGCUCAGUACCUUAGACAAUAGAGCGAGUAGAAUGACUCAACGAUUUUCCAUUUCUAAGACGCCUGCCUAUUUCGAAGGUGGAUAACCGAUAAUUACUCUUCAAUUCUUAGUCAAUUUUGAGUUAUCCUUCUUAAAGUAUGAAAGUCGAACGGAGCCUUAAAAUGAAUAAACUACCCAUAAACGUUGUUUACUAACAGUACUUUUCUUUGUUUAUAAAUCUACGCCCUCAUCCACACAAUAUAAAAAAAACUAGGAAGCUGGCUGCUCUUGUACUGUUUCUCAGGGGAAAUGAUGGCCGAAUGGGACAAGAAAUCUCAACAGAAAAGCACAGACAAUUAUAAUUGAAUCCAUGACUUUAACAUGCGACGGUUUAAGAGUAAAGAUUUCACCAAACUUU